This is a messenger RNA of Penicillium verrucosum, 1275 nucleotides long. RefSeq names its product indoleamine 2,3-dioxygenase. Gene Ontology annotation, cellular component: cytoplasm. The transcript is spliced from 3 exons. Gene Ontology annotation, biological process: 'de novo' NAD+ biosynthetic process from L-tryptophan. The record is from RefSeq and is a predicted model, not a curated record. Gene Ontology annotation, molecular function: indoleamine 2,3-dioxygenase activity; metal ion binding; heme binding. Bases 1 to 1275 code for a protein of 424 amino acids. NCBI's taxonomy places the organism in Eukaryota, Fungi, Ascomycota, Eurotiomycetes, Eurotiales, Aspergillaceae.
AUGUUGCAAUCAACAGAUGCUGUCCUCAAUGAUCUUUUCGAGAAUUAUGCCGAGCAAGGCUUUCUCUCAGAUAGCCUUCCCCUAGCCAGAAUCUCAAACCCUUAUUACGCGUCCUGGGAGGAUAUAGCCAGCCAACUCCCAAUCCUCAUCCAAACAAGCCAAAUCCGCGAGAAAAUCGAUAAUAUGCCCGUCUGCACAACUGAGCAUCUUCAGACCGAACCAGAAUGGCGAAGAGCAUGUGUUAUUAUGGGAUAUCUCGCCCAUGCCUAUAUCUGGGGAGGGGAAACCCCAAAAGACAGACUGCCCCCCUCAGUCUCAAAACCCUUCCUUGAGAUAUCAGCCCACCUCGAGCUUCCUGCCUGCGCUACCUACGCCGGCCUCACACUAUGGAACUUCCUACCUUCCCACCCAGAAGCAGACAUCACAGACCCAGACAACCUCCACGUUCAAACCUCCUUUACCGGCACAAAAGAUGAGGAAUGGUUUAUGGUGAUCUCUGUCGCCGUUGAAGCCAAAGGCAUCAAGCUCAUGUCCUUGAUGCGAGACGCUUUCAAGGCAGUUACUGCCAAUGACGUAGACCUACUCACUGCCCUCUUGUGCAGGUUCGCCGACGGUUUGUGCGACCUCACAUUGACUCUAAAAAGGAUGUACGAGCACAACAAGCCGGCUGUCUUCUUCCACCAGCUUCGGCCAUUCUUGGCUGGCAGUAAGAAUAUGGGUCAUGCUGGUCUUCCCAAUGGCGUGUAUUAUGAUGUGGGUGAUAGUGAUGGAGUGGAAAUACCGGGAAAUUGGCUCCAGUUGAGUGGUGGGAGUAAUGCACAGAGCUCGCUGAUUCAAGCACUUGAUAUUUUCCUUGGUAUUAAGCACUCUGCGACAGAUGGGAAGCAGGCUUGUGGGCCGAGUUUUAUUCAGCAAAUGCGAGACUACAUGCCUGGUCCGCAUAGACGCUUCCUUGAAGAGCUAUCUGAUCGAGCUAAUGUUCGUUCGUUUAUACUGGACUCGCCGGUUCAGUCGCUUAAGGAUGCAUACAACGCCACUGUGAAUGAGCUCAAGGCUUUCCGUGAUACACACAUCCAGAUGGUCACCCGAUACAUUAUCAUGGCGUCGAGGCAGCCGAAUCCAGUUGAACAGGGGAAAGACACAAUGAAUCUAGCCACGGCCAGCUCUCAAAUGAAAGAAGCAGGCGCGAAGACUAAGCUUGCUGGAACUGGUGGCACGGAUUUGAUACCCUUCCUGAAAAAGACCAGAGAUACGGUUCAAGAUGCCAAGUGCUAG